Acanthosepion pharaonis is the source of this 1875-nucleotide messenger RNA. The record is from the annotation of a GenBank genome assembly. NCBI's taxonomy places the organism in Eukaryota, Metazoa, Mollusca, Cephalopoda, Sepiida, Sepiidae.
AUGCGGCUCACUCUUCCCUAUGUGUCAUUAGGAUCUUUCAUCAAUGUAUCUUUCUCUCUCUCUCUCAUUCUAUCUUCUGUUUCUUUCUCUCAAUCAAUUCUCUUUUUCUUUUCUCUCGCAUACUAUUCUUUCUUUUUCUCAUCUCUCGCUUACUUUAUAUUACACUUUCUUUCUAUUUCCCACAAUCUCUUAAAAUACGUUUCUCACUUAUUAUUUUUUCUUUUUCUAUCCCUACCACACUCACUGUCUUUCUCUUUGUAUCCCCCGUGUCUUUCUCUUUGUAUCCCCCGUGUCUUUCUCUUUGUAUCCCCUGUGUCUAUCUCUUUGUAUCCCCCUGUGUCUAUCUCUUUGUAUCCCCCACUUUCUCUUUGUAUCCCCCGUGUCUUUCUCUUUGUAUCCCCCGUGUCUUUCUCUUUUGUAUCCCCCUGUGUCUUUCUUUUGUAUCCCCCCGUGUCUUUCUCUUUGUAUCCCCCGUGUCUUUCUCUUUGUAUCCCCCGUGUCUUUCUCUUUGUAUCCCCCGUGUCUUUCUCUUUGUAUCCCCCGUGUCUUUCUCUUUGUAUCCCCCGUGUCUUUCUCUUUGUAUCCCCCGUGUCUUUCUCUUUGUAUCCCCCGUGUCUUUCUCUUUGUAUCCCCCGUGUCUUUCUCUUUGUAUCCCCCGUGUCUUUCUCUUUGUAUCCCCCGUGUCUUUCUCUUUGUAUCCCCUGUGUCCCCCUGUAUCCCCCAUUCUUUCUCUUUGUAUCCCCCAUGUCUUUCUCUUUGUAUCCCCUGUGUCUUUCUCUUUGUAUCCCCCGUGUCUUUCUUUUGUAUCCCCCCGUGUCUUUCUCUUUGUAUCCCCCGUGUCUUUCUCUUUUGUAUCCCCGUGUCUUUCUCUUUGUAUCCCCCCCGUGUCUUUCUCUUUGUAUCCCCUGUGUCUUUCUCUUUGUAUCCCCUGUGUCUUUCUCUUUGUAUCCCCUGUGUCUUUCUCUUUUGUAUCCCCCGUGUCUUUCUCUUUGUAUCCCCUGUGUCUUUCUCUUUUGUAUCCCCUGUGUCUUUCUCUUUGUAUCCCCCGUGUCUUUCUCUUUGUAUCCCCCUGUGUCUUUCUCUUUUUGUAUCCCCCGUGUUUUCUCUUUGUAUCCCCUGUGUCUUUCUCUUUUGUAUCCCCCUGUGUCUUUCUCUUUGUAUCCCAUCUCUACUUUCUUUCUCUUUGUAUCCCAUCUCUACUUUCUUUCUCUUUGUAUCCCAUCUCUACUUUCUUUCUCUUUGUAUCCCAUCUCUACUUUCUUUCUCUUUGUAUCCCAUCUCUACUUUCUUUCUCUUUCUAUCACUCGCUCCGUCAUAUUUCUCCUCUUCCUUCUCGCUGCGUUGUUUUUACUCUUCCCCUCUCAUCUCGUUUUGCUAGUGUUCCUUCGUCUUCCAUUUUCUCUCUUCAAAUUAACAACAAUUUGUCUCUCUCUCUCUCUCCACGUCUUGUCUCUCUCUCUCUCUCUCUCCACGUCUUGUCUCUCUCUCUCUCUCUCUCCACGUCUUGUCUCUCUCUCUCUCUCUCUCUCUCCCGUCUUGUCUCUCUCUCUCUCUCUCUCACGUCUUGUCUCUCUCUCUCUUGUCUCCACGUCUUGUCUCUCUCUCUCUCCACGUCUUGUCUCUCUCUCUCUCUCCACGUCUUGUCUCUCUCUCUCUCCACGUCUUGUCUCUCUCUCUCUCCACGUCUUGUCUCUCUCUCUCUCUCCACGUCUUGUCUCUCUCUCUCUCUCCACGUCUUGUCUCUCUCUCUCUCUCCACGUCUUGUCUCUCUCUCUCUCUCUCCACGUCUUGUCUCUCUCUCUCUCCACGUCUUGUCUCUCUCUCUCGUCUCUCUUUCCACAGCGUCUCUCUCAUAUAGAGCUUUCGGCUUUAUAG